AUGCUGUUCAGAUCUUUGACUCGGUGGACGAAGAGUUGUUUCCGGUCUGGAAGCGACAAAGAUGAAGUCUCACGCGAAAUCCCUGAGAAGAAGGAGGAGGAGGAUGUUCGCGGACAGACCGCUGAUGUUGACGACACCUGUGUCGGCCUUCGCAGACCCCUCAAGCAACCCGAGUUCCACCAGGACAAACAUACCCUCGGUACCUUCCUGGCAUACAGGAUGGAGGAGAUCGGUGUGAAGGAUUACUUCGUGGUUCCAGGCGACUUCAAUCUCACACUGCUCGACCAGCUGCUGAAGAAUGACUCGCUCAGACUGGUCGGAUGUUGCAACGAGCUCAACGCAGGAUAUGCGGCAGAUGGAUACGCCCGCGCGUCCCCAGCCAGGGUCGCAGUCGUGGUCGUGACGUUCAUGGUUGGCAGCCUGUCGGUCCUCAACGCCAUUGCCGGCGCCUUGACUGAUGGCUUGAGUGUCAUUGUCAUCUGUGGCUGUCCGGCCACCAAGCUAUUGAAGGAUGACCGCCUGAUCCACCACGGCCUGAGCACAACCGAUUACGACCAAGCGCUGCGCAUGUUUCGGGAGGUGACUGCCUCUGCGGUGCGACUCGACAAUGCCGCCAAUGCGCGUGAGGUCCUCGAUCGCACGAUAGCAGAGUCGCUGACGAAGUCGAUGCCGGUGUAUAUCGAGGUCCCAGCAGAUGUGGGCACCGUUCCUGUCGGACGUCCAAGUCCACUGGUUAUCAACGAGCCUGCACCUUCGAAAGCAGACGCCAUCGCGGCAGUGAGUAACGCCUUUUCCCGUUCCUGGAACCAUGCCGCACAGCCGGUGAUGAUCAUCGGCCCACUGGCACGCGGCUGCCCGCAGCCCCUCCUGCUGGAUUUCAUCGAAAGGCUGGGGUGUCCGGUGUUCUGUCAGCCGGACGGCAAAUCCCUCAUACCUGAAGACCACGACCAGUUCUUCGGCACGUUCUGGGGGUUUGCUUCUGAUCCCGGAAUCGAGAAGCUUGCGCUGGAAUCGGACUUGUGGGUAGUCGUUGGUGGCCGGUGGUCCGAUCUUCAUCACUGGGGGAAGGCGGUUUAUGGUCCUGAAUCUAUCCGGACGGUCGAUGUUCAGGACGGAUACGUUGGAAUGCCCUCCGGCGAACGCAUCGAGGGAGUAUCCCUCAGGGCCACCCUGUCCGGCAUCAUCGGCGCAAGCCUAACCUCCAACUGCGAGACAUGUCGCCCCGUCAAGCCGCUCAGUGCCAACGUCACAGACACCACCACACCUGACCCCAACAUCCCCCUCCCAAUGACAACAAUCAGCCAAGGCAUCGGACAUCUCCUCAAGGGAAACGACACCCUAAUAGCCGACUCGGGCGACUCCUGGUUCAACGCGCAACGGGUCAGACUCCCCCGCGGGGCCGACUACCAGGUGCAGAUGAUAUACUCCUCCAUUGGGUGGAGCCUGCCCGCAACACUGGGAAUUCAACUCGCCCGUCCAGACGGAAGAGCAAUUCUCAUGAUCGGCGAUGGCGCCUUCCAAAUGACUGCGCAGGAGCUCAGCACGAUGAUCCGCGCGAAGGCGAAUCCGAUCAUCCUGGUCAUGAACAAUCUUGGUUACGUGAUAGAGACUGCGAUUCACGAUGGGCCGUAUAAUUAUAUCAGUAAUUGGGAUUACGCAGGCCUUGGAAACUGCUUUUCGAAGGCGUGGCAUGCGGUGGAUGGAGGGAGUAGGUUUGCCUCUGCGGAGGAGAGUGCGAGUCGGCUGGCUCCGGGCAUCAUUUCCUUGCGGGUGAAGACGGCGGGCGAGUGGCACAAGGCGUUGGAGCGCAUUGAGCGUGAGCCGGAGAAGCUCGCCAUUCUGGAGUGCUGCGUCCAUCCGACCGAUUACAGUGAGGGGCUGCGGCAGCUGGGGCCCGUGUUUCGAUGAGUUUGUAAGAUGUUGGGAUUUGUAGAGUACAGACGGGAGUUUUUACUUGGAUUUGUUCGGGUGGCAUGCAACUUGUGUAUCCAGAGUUUCUAAGCCUCGGUUUGGUAAAGUCACCGUCAUGAAGAGAGGGGCAGUGGUGUAUG
Aspergillus heteromorphus CBS 117.55 is the source of this 2051-nucleotide messenger RNA. Its product is annotated as alpha-keto acid decarboxylase family protein. Bases 1 to 1908 code for a protein of 635 amino acids. The record is from RefSeq and is a predicted model, not a curated record. The transcript has 3 exons. Gene Ontology annotation, molecular function: thiamine pyrophosphate binding; magnesium ion binding; carboxy-lyase activity. Lineage: Eukaryota; Fungi; Ascomycota; Eurotiomycetes; Eurotiales; Aspergillaceae.